GUUUAUUCAAAAGUAGGAUCCACGCAGAUUGAUAGAUAGCGACAGUUUUUACGGCACCACAUCGAGCUCGACCGGCGCUGGAAGUGUCCAGUGGCAAGGAUAUCAUUAGUGCACCUACAUUCCGCCCUCCGUCUCUGCAGAUAAACCAAGGAAGGCCCGCACAUCUCACCUUAACAGCACCGCUUGAUGACGGAUCAGUCCAGCAACCGCGUUAAGAGGAUCAAAAGCAGACCGCAUCAUACAAGCACCGUUCAGGAUUCGGUGGACAUGUCCAGUUUCCAGACAUCGCCACAGGAUUUUGAAAUGAUGUCUUUAGAAAGGUCAGAUACCAUGCAGGGCCUCACUAGCCCCAAUCCCGAGCAAAGAUUCACAAUCAGUGGCCUCAAUCCCUCGGACCCGUUUGGAAGGACUUCGCAGGAUCAAUUUCACAAACCUACCAGUGGCACUGGGGCUAGGAGGGACGACGACAGUGCAGCAGCGGCUGCACCUUUACAAGACGAACAGAUGCACGGUCAACAUUCAAAGACGCAAGCAAGGUCAUUAUUAAGAAGCCCUACCACCAGCAAAUCAAAAUCCAAACGACCGAUGUCAUCAAAUAGAAAAGACCAGGACACCGGCGAUCAGGAUGAUUUUGAAAUCGAUGAAUCCAUACAGAAAUCCACCAUUAUGAUGAAAAGGCUGCGAUCCAAGUCUGAAAGCAAGAAGUUUGACAUUGAGUAUGGGCAAGGCCCAUAUGGACAAGUUCCAGUGUUCAAGAGGCAUUUACAGGACAGCCGAAAGGAUGGGUCAGCAAGUUCCGCAAGUAGCCAGCCGAGUUUUCCAUCAAACCAGAAUUUCUACCUUCCCCUGCAACCCGCACGAGAGGAUGGCGGGUGUGUAAUAUGCCAGCAGACAAAUGACAGCCCCGAGAACCUAAUAGUAUUGUGCGACAACUGCGACAGAGGUUUUCACCAACUCUGUUACAUGCCACCCAUCGAGAGCAAGUAUGUAGAAAUCGCGGACCUCGAAUGGACAUGCUACGCCUGUAGCCAACCGCUGAGCACCACGAGUUCCCAGGGCUUAUCUGCACUCACAGAGGACAUGUCAUUGACUGGCCAGCAGGUUCCGCAGGAUGUGAAAGAAAACUACCUCAGAUCUCUCUCGAAAUCGAAUCUCCUCAAACUCAUUGGCAGGAUUGAGUCCUCUUCCCCAUCUGUCAAACUAUACCCUUCCCGCCUUUCUUCGCCUACCACAUCACAUUCGGAGCAGCUCAUUUUUCCAACGACAUCCGUUACAGAGACAGCCGUUCCUCUUGAUCUGGCACAAACGCACACUCAAAACGCGGUACAGCAAAGUUCCCCACAUCAAGGAAUGCAGGGUAUUCGAGCUGAUUAUUUUGGUACGUUCGACAAGGAUUGCGCAACAGCUGUUCCAGACGCUCUAUAAAUCGCUUCGGUCUGACACUCAACUUCAUACCGCACUAGAUUCACUUGUCAAUCAAUUUCAGCCUAUGCAGAGUUCACCACUACCUAGCAUUCAAGAGACACCGACUAAUAACUUGCAGCGUACAGUCUUCAAUAAGACCACCCCGGCUCCGUCCAAUAACCUAGAGUCUCAAAAAGCGAGUGGUGCAGGCACUGCCAGUCAGCCAGGGACACCUAGUACUCCAAAAGCAUCGGGUCGUCAAACACCUGGAGCUUCCGGAACCGGAUCUACGGGACCGUACACUACCGUCAAAGCCCAAGAUCUACCUCCUUAUGAAGAGAUGAUCUUCAUGGCCAUUGCUGAUUUGAAGCAGGAAGGAGGAAGUGCACCCAAGGCGAUCCUGGACUGGGUUCAAGCGUAUGUGCAGUUCUUCCAAAGAACCCCCAGAGAAUAACAUACAUAAAAAAAAAAU
Messenger RNA from Gamsiella multidivaricata, 1876 nucleotides. RefSeq lists its product as uncharacterized. Gene Ontology annotation, cellular component: nucleus. Gene Ontology annotation, biological process: regulation of DNA-templated transcription; chromatin organization. The record is from RefSeq and is a predicted model, not a curated record. Gene Ontology annotation, molecular function: DNA binding; chromatin binding. The coding region runs from base 187 to 1425 and encodes 412 amino acids. NCBI's taxonomy places the organism in Eukaryota, Fungi, Mortierellomycota, Mortierellomycetes, Mortierellales, Mortierellaceae. The transcript is spliced from 5 exons.